Adineta ricciae is the source of this 726-nucleotide messenger RNA. NCBI's taxonomy places the organism in Eukaryota, Metazoa, Rotifera, Eurotatoria, Adinetida, Adinetidae. The record is from the annotation of a GenBank genome assembly.
AUGGCAAGUUCACCUCCUUCAUCCGUUAAAAGUGAACCAUCAGGAGGUUUAUAUUCCGCUCAUGAACCAAAUUUAUCAUACGCGUCGGCAUAUGAUACAUCACUCGAACAUACUUUACCUCAUGCAACUGAUGAUGUAGCCGCUGCCUCGUCAUCUAUUUUUAUUGAUGCACCAGUUCUUCCAUCAAAUGAUGCACCUUUCGAACUUCUGCAAGGAUUUUCUGCGCCGACAUUGCCUGUCUAUAUCAAUAUGGGAAUGAAUGAUACAGCCGAUAAUGUCACUUUUGCAGGACCAAUAACGACAACUGACCCGCCAUUAUCACGCUCAUUAGCAGCGAUUGAUGUUGACCAUCCUGCACCUUCUUCAGCCGUUGCAAGACAUAGUCAUCACCAUCAUCAUUUUCCACAUCAUUCACAAAAUCGGAAUCGCUAUCCGUAUUUACAAAGACAAAGUUCGAAAGGACUUCAUCGCACAUCGGAAUCGCGCACUAGUCUCGAAGGUUUACCUUAUUACGAGCAACGGCCUGCUUUUCGACGUUCAUAUUUUGCUUUGAGACGGCAAAGAAUACCCAAAGCUCCACCCAUGCCAAAACAUCUAUUUCCUGGCUACAGACAAAGUAGAACAGUGUCACCAGCAAAUGAGACCGGUGAUAAUGAAAAUGAAGACGAUGACGACGAUGAAGGUAAUUCAUUCUCCCCAUAUCUAUUAUUUGAUUUCAAUUGGUAG